AUGGAUGCUAUUCUUAUGAGCCACAAGGGGCCAGUGGACUGUGACAAACCACUAUUUAGUGUAAAAAGAGCAGAAGUUGCUCCAUCCAGACUGGCAAGUGAGGGGAUGAUCUUCUGCGCCCGGAAAGGUGACUUUGUAUCAACGGCUGAAAAGUUGCACCCGGCAUUUGCCGCCUUCGAUGCAGAGGAGAAACGGGAGGCAACUUCAGCACAACGAUCGCGGGCGAUUUGCUGGGGGGUAGACGAAGACUCGGAAAGUGACAGUGACUGUGAGGAGGAUUUGGACGAGGAGGCAGAGGAUCUGUUGAAGUUUUUGUCGGAACUUCCAACAAGUCGGCGAGCCUAG
Molecule: messenger RNA, 345 nt
Organism: Eimeria mitis
Lineage: Eukaryota; Apicomplexa; Conoidasida; Eucoccidiorida; Eimeriidae
Exons: 2
Coding region: 1-345 (114 amino acids)
Source: RefSeq, a predicted model, not a curated record